Molecule: messenger RNA, 255 nt
Organism: Eubalaena glacialis (North Atlantic right whale)
Lineage: Eukaryota; Metazoa; Chordata; Mammalia; Artiodactyla; Balaenidae
Product: alpha-hemoglobin-stabilizing protein-like
Exons: 1
Coding region: 1-255 (84 amino acids)
Biological process (GO): protein stabilization; erythrocyte differentiation; protein folding
Cellular component (GO): cytoplasm
Molecular function (GO): hemoglobin binding
Source: RefSeq, a predicted model, not a curated record
AUGGCCCUUCUUCAAACCAAUAAGGAUCUCAUUGCUACAGGAAUAAAGGAAUUUAACAUUCUGCUGUAUCAGCAGGUCUUCUCUCAUCCUGCUGUCCCUGAAGAAGCCAUGGUGACUGUGGUGAAUGACUGGGUGAACUUCUACAUCAACUAUUAUAGGCAGCAGAUGGUGGGGGAGCAGCAAGAGCAGCACGAGGCUGUGCAGGAACUUCGGCAACAGCUGGAUACUGUCUGCCUCUUUCCUGGACAAAUAUAG